Molecule: messenger RNA, 789 nt
Organism: Papaver somniferum (opium poppy)
Lineage: Eukaryota; Viridiplantae; Streptophyta; Magnoliopsida; Ranunculales; Papaveraceae
Exons: 1
Coding region: 1-789 (262 amino acids)
Source: RefSeq, a predicted model, not a curated record
AUGAGUAGAGGUUUCUUUACCAUCAAGUUACGCACGCAAUCAGCCAAAGAUACGAUUUUGAAUGCUGAAGCUUGGUUUUUUAGAAACCAAAAGUUAAACCUAAUUGAAUGGUUUCCUGGUUUUGAUGCUGAGAAGCAACGCACAUCUCAUGCUUCGGUGUGGGUUACUUUUCCAGGGUUUAAACCAUUGGAGUUUUGGACAGAAAAAACGUUAUUGUCUCUUGCAAAAUCGUUAGGAACUCCUAUUGUGGUUGAUAGAAGAACUCUUGAACAUGAAUAUGGUCACUUUGCUUCAGUUUUGGUGGAUAUUGAUUUUUCUGAAGCGGCUACUGAUGCUAUACAUAUCACGGUGGGGGGUUUGGAUUUUUGGCAAGCUGUUGCGAUCCAAAAAAUUCCAAAAUAUUGUUCCAAGUGCAAGCUAAUUGGUCAUAAUGAUAAGGAGUGUAGAAAAAAAUCCAAGGAAACUUCUGAGCGUCAACCUUUGGUUACCAAUCAAUCUCACGAAACUGGUGAAGCGCAACUUGUGAUGAAUAACAAGGUUGGUGGUGAAUGGAAAGUUUCUAGGCGUAAGAAAAAAGGAAAAAAGAAGGAUACAAACAGCUUGGAGGUUAUUCAUGAUGAUGAAGAAGCUUUUGUUGGGGACGUGGUUGAUGAGGAGUUUGCUGCUAAGCUGGUGAAGCUAAGCAGUUGGAGGCUGUUAUGUCACAAGCCAAAGUUGAUUUUGAAUCUGUCUAUGUUGAAUUGGCGAGAACUAAACAAGCACAGGCUUCAAAAUCAGCCGUAUUAUUGA